Molecule: messenger RNA, 2023 nt
Organism: Chaetomium strumarium
Lineage: Eukaryota; Fungi; Ascomycota; Sordariomycetes; Sordariales; Chaetomiaceae
Product: glycoside hydrolase family 16 protein
Exons: 2
Coding region: 123-1712 (529 amino acids)
Biological process (GO): carbohydrate metabolic process; fungal-type cell wall organization
Cellular component (GO): fungal-type cell wall
Molecular function (GO): hydrolase activity, hydrolyzing O-glycosyl compounds; glycosyltransferase activity
Source: RefSeq, a predicted model, not a curated record
AAGCUUAACCGUCAAUGCGAUAGACCGCCAACGCUCUUCCAAAAAGCGGCCUGCUUCCGAACCACCUAGAGUUCCGACAGCCUCCAUCACUGCCCUUCGCUCACAUCCACGGUCACAUCACCAUGUUGUUACCACGCUCGUUCCAUGCCACAGCCGUCACGCUGCUGGCAUGGUCCACUCUCGUCCGUGAUGCUGCCGCCCAAGUCACAACCGAUUGCUUCCCGAUGAACUCGACAUGCCCGCCCAAUCCCGGCUUCGGCAUGGACUACAACUUCGUCUUCAACACCUCACAGAAUUUUGAUGUCUGGGAAACGACAGUCGGGCCUGUCGAGUGGGACGCGGAACGCGGGGCGAUCUUCAGGAUCACCAAGCAGGGCGACUCGCCGACGAUCCGAACCAAGUUCUACUACUUCUUCGGACGCACCGAGAUCCACAUGAAGGCGGCCAAGGGCACCGGCGUCAUUAGCUCCAUGAUGAUGCUGAGCGACAACUUGGACGAAAUCGACUGGGAGUACUUUGGGAGCAAAGGCGAUGUGGCCCAGACCAACUACUUCGGAAAGAACGUACAAAACUAUCACAAUGCUGGCUACCACACCGUCCCAGGCGGUGUCCAGGACGACUACCACAACUACACCAGCGUUUGGACGAAGGACUUCUUGGACUUCUACAUCGACGGAGCCAAGGUCCGCACCCUUCUGCCCAAGGAUGCCAACAACUCGUACUAUUAUCCCCAAACACCGAUGCGCCUGUCGAUCGGCAUCUGGGCCGGCGGUGAUCCGAGACUGCCGGAAGGCACUCGAGAUUGGGCCGGAGGCACCACCGACUACAGCCAGGGACCUUUCGAGAUGUUUGUGAAGAGCGCGCACAUUACCGACUACAGCAGCGGGAAGGAGUACGAGUACACGGAUAAGAGUGGUUCGUGGCAGAGUAUCAAGGUGGUCGAGGGCAACUCGACGACCCAUGACAUCCUGAAUGCUGAACCAGAGAAGACGCUUGCCCAGAAGUGGGCCGAGCUGCCCACCGGAGCCAAAGCAGGCGUCUACGCCGGUGCUGCCGGCGUCGGCGCGUUGAUGAUCUUUGGCGGUCUGUUCUACUGCAUCCGACAGCGUCGCCGUGGCGCCCGGGAAGCCGCCGCUGCCGAGGCCCGCGCCCAGGCCGAGCGUCUCGAGCUGGAGCGGUUCAAGAAGGCCGGCGUGGACCCGGACAGCUUCGCCUCGCAAGCGACCGAGUACAAUGCCAAGGAGAUGCACCGGGACGGCAUGAUGGACAAGGACGGCUACAGCGUGCCCCCGUCCCCUAGCAUCGCUGCGGUUGAACCCUCCUCGCUCCUCGACAGCAAGUGGGACUCGGCGGCGCCCUCGAUGAGUGCGGCCGUUGCUCUGCCUCUGCUGCACGAGUCCGCACAGUCACCGCCUGCCUCGCGCGCCGGGCCCUACUCGGACCGCAACCCCGGAUCUCCCGGCUCGCCCCAAGGCAUGAUGAGUCCCCCGCAGCAGCAGCCGCACCGCAGUUUCACGGCUCCGGAUCCCCAGAUGCGCAUGGCUUCUCCGGCACCCUCACAGCACGACUUUGGCGGCAUGCAAAGAGCGGCUAGCCCGGCCCAGCUAGCGCAUCCUCAGCCUCAGAGGAGUUUCACCACCGACGGGUACGGCGGGCAGCAGGACCAGGGGAACGGAGGAGCAUACUGGGGUAAUGGCGCCGCGUACAGGUAGAAGGAAAGUAGGGUAGAGGUUAGGGCUAGUAGACGAUGAGAGGCAAUUGAGGUCUGGAUAUUCAUUUUCUCUUUAAUUUCCAUGGAUGUACAUUUCAUUUUCAUUUUACUUUUUUUUAUAUAUAUACCAUUGGCAUGAGCUUGGUUUUGAUGAAUGUCGCGCUCUUUGGAUACGAUGGGGUUCUUUCUCUUUGGGCUAGUGUUUCGGUUCGAUCUAGGAAUAAUAGACGCAGCGUUGUCCACUACGUGACCCGUUGGCGAGCAGCAUCAUCACCCCGUGCAAUGUCUAUCGGGUUGGAAGUGACACGGCAG